Canis lupus familiaris (dog) is the source of this 1515-nucleotide messenger RNA. Its product is annotated as histone H1.4-like. Gene Ontology annotation, biological process: nucleosome assembly. The transcript has a single exon. Gene Ontology annotation, molecular function: structural constituent of chromatin; DNA binding. Gene Ontology annotation, cellular component: nucleosome. Lineage: Eukaryota; Metazoa; Chordata; Mammalia; Carnivora; Canidae. Bases 58 to 705 code for a protein of 215 amino acids. The record is from RefSeq and is a predicted model, not a curated record.
CUCCGAGACUCGAUUAAUAUUAUUUUUUCCUUUCAUCUUCAGGAACCAAAACCCACUAUGUCCGAGACCGCUCCUGCCGCGCCUCCAGCCCCGGCCCCCGCGGAGAAGACGCCGGUGAAGAAGAAGGCCCGCAAGUCCGCCGGCGCAGCCAAGCGCAAGGCGUCCGGGCCCCCGGUGUCCGAGCUCAUCACCAAGGCGGUGGCCGCGUCCAAGGAGCGCAACGGCCUCUCCUUGGCCGCGCUCAAGAAGGCGCUGGCGGCCGCCGGCUACGACGUGGAGAAGAACAACAGCCGCAUCAAGCUGGGCCUCAAGAGCCUGGUGAGCAAGGGGACCCUGGUGCAGACCAAGGGCACCGGCGCCUCGGGCUCCUUCAAGCUCAACAAGAAGGCGGCCUCCGGGGAGGCCAAGCCCAAGGCCAAGAAGGCGGGCGCGGCCAAGCCCAAGCGGGCGGCGGGGACGGCCAAGAAGCCCAAGAAGGCAGCGGGGACCGGCACCCCCAAGAAGAGCGCCAAGAAGACUCCGAAGAAGGCUAAGAAGCCCGCCGCGGCCACCGUCGCCAAGAAGGUGGCCAAGAGCCCCAAGAAGGCGAAGGCGGCCAAGCCCAAGAAGGCGGCCAAGAGUCCGGCCAAGACCAAAGCCCCGAAGCCCAAGGCAGCCAAGCCCAAGGCGGCCAAACCCAAGAAAGUGGCCGCCAAGAAGAAAUAAGAAUACAGAGUAGUUUAGGAUCUUUUUAAAGGCUCUUUUCAGAGCCACCCAAACCUCUGAAAAGAGCUGCGGCACUCUGCGGGGAAGGGGGCGUGGCGGGAGGGGAGACUGGCGAGCCCGGAGCGGCACCUACAGGGGCGCCUGUUAAGUGCACACGGGCCUGGGGAGAUUUCAAAUGGGACAAUGAUUUCUCCUCUAGUCUGGUAAGUGCGCUGGUUCAACCUAAAUUGGCCCGUAGUCCACACGGCGCAAUAGGACUAAUAUACAUAGGGGAGAAGUUACUUGCAAAACGAACUUUGAAACCGAUUUGCCACUUAAUAGAAAGUUCUCCAGCCACCGGGGAUCUUUAUACUGUAUUGGUAGAAAACUAUGAAGUAUCUCGAUGGUCUUUCCAUUAUCUUAAUCAUGGAAUUGCGCCAUCUCCUCAACAAGCACUUGCCCACCAGCUCCAAUACCUAGGACGUCAGUUUGGCCACCAGUGGCCACCAGGCUUCCGCUGCGCAACACCCAUCCUAGUGGAGGAAGUUUUCUAACAAAAGCUGUCCACACACACUUCUCCGUUACACUACCUCAAAGUUAAAAUACAUAUUGGCGUUGAAGAAGACUUUAUAGUAACCUUUGGUAGCCAAGUCUAGACCUUCUGAUUGGGUCGAAGCACAGUAACGAGGCAGCCAAUGAAACGCUAGAAUUGCAAGUACCUUUUACAUUCGUAUUUGUGACGACACAGUAAAAUUAAUCCAAUCGUAAAUGAUCUUACUAACCUCAUUCGAAUGCCUCCUCUAUAAAUAAACGGGGUCUUACGGUGGCUUA